Molecule: messenger RNA, 1213 nt
Organism: Carassius carassius (crucian carp)
Lineage: Eukaryota; Metazoa; Chordata; Actinopteri; Cypriniformes; Cyprinidae
Gene: tsen15
Product: TSEN15 tRNA splicing endonuclease subunit
Exons: 4
Coding region: 534-974 (146 amino acids)
Biological process (GO): tRNA splicing, via endonucleolytic cleavage and ligation
Molecular function (GO): nucleic acid binding
Source: RefSeq, a predicted model, not a curated record
ACAAUAACAAUGGUUGUGUCUAACAACUUAUGAGCAUGUACACGGUGUAGAGAAGCAUUAAACCGCUUUGAAAGGUGGUCUAAGAGCAGCUGCGUCCAUACAAGAACUAUAAAUUCAUUGUGUAACUAUAGAGCUACAGUUUUACGGACAAAACAUUUAGGACGAAUAGUUUGUGCAGUUAAGAACACUACUAUGGCGAAGGCUUACGAAUAUUAAUUAUGUUAUAUGACGUUCGCGCAGCAGACGACGCUGAUUUGCUGGUAGACGCUACACUUCAGUAGACUGGCGAAUGAACGUCUCGGAUAUUGCUUCCACAAAUAACUUACUCACGUGAUUGGACGAGCGAUGACCCUUAAGACCCAACUUGUUUAAUAUUCAUGAGCCAUGCCUUUGCAGUGGUAGGAUUCGUAGUCUACAAGAGCGGAUAGAUAUACGUGCACGUGGUGAAUCUGUAAACUGUUUUCUUUUUGUGACAUGCAUUAUUUAUUCAGUUUGCGGUUUAAGAAAUAAAAGGAGGAGAGUUUAAUAUUAUUAUGGACGAAGUACAUCGAGCAGAUCCUCCGAAUUGGAUCCAGCAGCACGCCGUGUAUCAAGACCUGAUGCAUUUAGAUGUCGGUGACAGUGCUCAAGUAUAUGCUGCCUUCCUGGUGUACAUGGAUCUGACGGAAGUGCGUAAAUGGAAAGAGGUGGUUGGCGUUUCCUGCCCAGAGUUACAGGCGGUUCUGCUGGAAGGUCUAGAGAAGGAUGGAGAAACAGCUCAUAUGAUCUAUCCUCUGCCUUCACACAGAUCCAUCAAACACAGAGAGUUGCGGUGUAUAUUAGACAGAGGUGCCCCGAUGCUCUUGUGUGCAGUGGCUUCGGACUCCACGCUGGUGUAUCAGAGACUGUGUGACGGUUUCCUGACCCCUGACCCUCCGGUGGACAUACGGGACCAAGGCCGCCGACAGCAUCGCAAACGGAGGUUACAGAUGUGAGACAAACACCCAGAUGAUACGCACAGACUGCGAUUCCUAACUCCCCAGAUGUGAGGAUUGGGUAGCACUUACAGUUUGAAUACAUUUCUGAACUCAUUUUUAUCUCUGAAGAUGAGAGCGAUUGGGUGAACCAAGGAAUGGUUCUCCCAAAACGUUUCAUAUGUUCAUCCCUCAUUCCAAAUCUAAAUGACUUUUACAUUUUUCUGUAAAAAAAUACAAAAAACAACAUUGCACCCCAU